Molecule: messenger RNA, 872 nt
Organism: Microsporum canis CBS 113480
Lineage: Eukaryota; Fungi; Ascomycota; Eurotiomycetes; Onygenales; Arthrodermataceae
Product: cell division control protein 31
Exons: 2
Coding region: 51-872 (273 amino acids)
Biological process (GO): spindle pole body duplication
Cellular component (GO): half bridge of spindle pole body; mitotic spindle pole body
Molecular function (GO): calcium ion binding; microtubule binding
Source: RefSeq, a predicted model, not a curated record
AAAUAGACUUGGUCGAGAGACACACAAAGUCCCGGGAACCAAGGCACACCAUGGCCUCAUCUUCACAUCCUUCCUUUGCUCCUCGUUCCGUAUAUGCCAACGCAGGUAAACUAGCGGACCGACCUCUAAACACCAACAACCCACUUCCGUUCGGAUCCUCAGUCCUAUCGCGACGUGAAAGAGAAGACUUCGGAGACGCAGGCAAAUCUCAAGGCCACCAGCUUCAUCCCGGUGCCGGAGCAGGUCCAUCUCAAACACAUUCGCAGAUCCAGGGACAAGGGCAGCAUCAAGGCGGCGGCGUAAUGGGGGGAGUUGGUCCAAAUGGUGGCAACAAUAACGUUGCCAAUAACGCUAAUAACCCAUUAAACGAUCUUUCAGAAGAACAGAGAGAAGAAAUUAAUGAAGCUUUCACACUCUUCGAUCUCGACCGGGAUCGUCACCUUGAUUAUCAUGAACUCCGCGUUGCCUUCCGCGCACUCGGCUUCACAUUAUCGAAACCAGAUCUGAUUUCCCUCCUAACAACGUAUGGUGUCCCGCGAACAACGAAUGCACAGCAGCAACAGCAACAGUCGAGACAGCAGCAAGCUCCACCCCAUCCAUCUUCGCUCUUGAUGCCACUUUCGUCAUUCCAAACCAUAACGGCACGGAAGAUCCUGGAGCGAGACCCACGAGAAGAAAUUCUACGUGCUUUUGAACUAUUUGACGAGGGAGGGAAAGGAUACAUUGACCUUGAGGAUCUAAGACGGGUAGCUCGUGAGCUAGGUGAGACCGGCCUGGAAGAAGACGAGCUGAGAGCUAUGAUCGAGGAGUUUGAUUUGGAGGGUGUUGGUGGUGUGACUAGGGAAGGCUUCGUGGGUAUAUGCCUACAGUGA